AUGCGGCAGCGAUGGCGAACUUGGCUAAUAUUUCAGGUGACGCAUCCAUGCAAAGAGAGUCUAUGAAAUUGUACGGGAGAGCUUUGAAGUCGGUCAGCACUGCCCUGAUGCACCCAAAGGCCUUCAAGUCAGACAUACUGCUGAUUGCGAUUACCCUUCUUCAAAAGCAUGAAGUAAGUCCUUUGCUGUCCUUUGGGUCCUAGAGUUAAUGGGAUUCAGACAUUUAGCGGCAGUGAAAGAGACUCCAGGGGAAUACAUGAACGGGGACUAGUGCAUCUGAUCCGCAUGCGUCGAAGUGACCCGCAAGCAGAUCCGAUAGAAGACUCUUUAGCGAGGUCCAUCUACUUCAGAACACAGAUCAGAGAGUUGAGCGGUGAACCGCCUUAUCUCCCCAGGACUUCCGAAGAAAUCUAUCAUCUCAGCUCCCAUGAGAUCGAAAACCAGCUUUGGCAAUUACUCAAUGAAACCGCCAAGGUCACAGCGGCGACACAUAUUCUACUGUCCGCACUGGUCAAUGGGCAGCUGACGGAUCGUGAGUGUGUCCAAGACCUUCUCCGUAAAGGCCUGAACACGCGAAGCGAUCUUAUGGCCUGGAUAGAUUCUACACCUGAAGGCUGGAAGUUCGUUGUUGUCCCAAACAUCAACCUCAACAACGUAGAUCAGCGAGGCUCUGUAUUUCCCGUUGUGCCCAAACUCAUAUCUUUUAAGGAUCAAAACCACGCAGGCAUAUGGAUGGGGUGGUGGCUAGCUCGCAUUCAAUUAGCUCAAAGGCUACUCGAGAUCAUUCGCUGUCUGCCACAAUCAAGAGCAGAUUACCCUUUACAGGCCACGAAAGAGCUCUUGCAAGCAGACAUUUGUUCCAUCGUCAAUUUGAUCUGUGCAAGCACUCCGUUUCUCCUUGGAGAUGUAGAUCAGCAAGGCUACCCAAGUCAACUUAAUAAGUACCACCUCGCUUGUCCUGGUCUAGCAGCGUACUAUCUAGCUCACGGAAUGAGCAUUUCCAAUCAGAUGCCCGGUUUGAAUCCGGAUGUCCGACGUUUCAUCCUCGAUACAUUGUUCCGAGUGGGCCAUUCGAAAGGCAUCAACCAUGCUUUAUCGUCACGGAACGAUUGGCUUGAAGAUCAUCCGGAGUACGAUCACAGUCAACUACGCACGGGUUGAGAAUAGAUAUGCCUUAUUGCAAAGAAGUAGAGACAAGAUCUCAUGUCAGGA
Pseudovirgaria hyperparasitica is the source of this 1212-nucleotide messenger RNA. RefSeq lists its product as uncharacterized. The record is from RefSeq and is a predicted model, not a curated record. Bases 286 to 1161 code for a protein of 291 amino acids. NCBI's taxonomy places the organism in Eukaryota, Fungi, Ascomycota, Dothideomycetes, Acrospermales, Acrospermaceae. The transcript has a single exon.